UUUUGAGUUGGAAUAAGAAUCGGAAGCUGUAGGAAAAGGAUAUUGAAGGAUCACCAUGGCAGGCUGCCAAGUUUUACAGAGAAAUAUCUUGAUUUUUGGUCUCCUCUCUUUAGGGUCCCUGGUCCUGGGUGAACUCCCAUCGGUAAUCGAAGUCCGCGAGAAUCAAGAUGUGAGCCUACCUUGCAAAGCUUUAACAUCUCAACCCAACCCAAAACGGCAGGAGUGGAAGUUCCAGAAAGAUGGCCUCACCCUGCUCUUCUACCACGCCGACAAGUUCACGGCUAAUUACAAGGAUCGGGCCACCUUCACCCCAUACGAGAUCCAGCUCAAGUCGGUGACACGCAAAGAUUCGGGCACCUACAUUUGCGAAGUCCUCGGAGAUUCUUUCGGGGAGUCGGCAGUGAAGCUGAUUGUGCAAGUGCCCGCCACCAAGCCCACCGCCCACGUUCCAUCGGUGGUGACCAUUGGAAACAAGGCGGUCCUGAGGUGUGAGGAGACCGAUGCCAACCCCCGGCCGACUUUCAAGUGGUUCAAGAACAAUGUCCAGAUGCCCCCCGAUCCCAAAACCAGCACCAUCUUCAAGAAUUCGUCCUACACCAUCGACCCGGACACCGGCGUGCUGGUAUGUUCCUCUGUUACUGACUUUAAGAUGUGUUUAUCGUGGGGGGGAGGAGGGGGCUGCAAGCAGGAUGCCCCACUUCCACCCAGUACUCACAAACAAUUGCCGCUCUAGGACGCUGCACUCACU
Thamnophis sirtalis is the source of this 748-nucleotide messenger RNA. NCBI's taxonomy places the organism in Eukaryota, Metazoa, Chordata, Lepidosauria, Squamata, Natricidae. The record is from RefSeq and is a predicted model, not a curated record.